Molecule: messenger RNA, 492 nt
Organism: Schistocerca cancellata (South American locust)
Lineage: Eukaryota; Metazoa; Arthropoda; Insecta; Orthoptera; Acrididae
Exons: 4
Coding region: 1-492 (163 amino acids)
Source: RefSeq, a predicted model, not a curated record
AUGGACCAAAAAGACAAAAAUAACAGUGUCACCAUGAAACACCCAAGUACUGGCAGGCCUAAAAACAAUGGUGUGUUUCCUGGCAGGUUGAAAAUGGCUGUAGUUAAACUAAUACACCAAACUGAUAGAGAAAAUAAUAUUAAGAAAAUCCUGGAACAUUACAACAAUGCUGACAUAUUAAGUGAUUUCCAGCAUGGUUUGAGAAGAGGUCAAAGUAACACAUCAGCAGCAGUGCAAUGUGUCCAUCAUGUACUUAAAAAAAUAAAUGAAACAUCCCAAGCAGCAGGAGUAUUCCUGGACCUCUUAAGGGCUUUUUAUAGAGUACAUCAUGAUGUGCUCUUAUCAAAAAUUGCAAAGAGUGGUGUUACUGGAAUACUCAAGCAAUUACUGGAAACAUAUUUAAAGGGUAGACAGCUGUGCAUGGAGGUUAUAUACUGUAAUGGAGAAAUACUGGAAAGAAGAAGCUCAAGUGAUACAUCUUGUGUCUGCUAA